Scatophagus argus is the source of this 2746-nucleotide messenger RNA. It is a transcript of the gene tlx2, whose product is annotated as T cell leukemia homeobox 2. Gene Ontology annotation, cellular component: nucleus. The record is from RefSeq and is a predicted model, not a curated record. Gene Ontology annotation, molecular function: RNA polymerase II cis-regulatory region sequence-specific DNA binding; DNA-binding transcription factor activity, RNA polymerase II-specific. Lineage: Eukaryota; Metazoa; Chordata; Actinopteri; Scatophagidae. Bases 686 to 1831 code for a protein of 381 amino acids. Gene Ontology annotation, biological process: regulation of transcription by RNA polymerase II; animal organ development. The transcript is spliced from 5 exons.
AUGACCGAAUGGCAGCUUUUACGCAGAGGCUUGUCUCACCUGCUGAAACGCACUUCACCAUUCAGCACAACAGAGCCAUCUUUCGCACUCACCUCCAAUUAAUAUCCACGCAGGCGACAUCAGCGCCUCGUUCUCGCCUCUUUGGGUUUGUUUCGUUUUGUCUCUUGCUUGCUUUUAAUGUGACGAGCCCGGGUAUCCUACCAUGCCCUCUGCGUAUGGAUCCUCUCUGCCAGAGUAGGCGAACAAAGCGCAUCAAGGCUCUCCAGAGAACUGCCUUCUCCCCAGAAAUCAAGGAUUUUUGUCUGUAAGUACUCAGGAUAGCCAUUUGGCAUCUUCUGCUGAUUUUCUUGUCGUUAGGCUGCCUUGUGGUUAGUUCACUGGAAAAGAACACGCUGUUAAAGAUGGAUACGCUUGUACUUAGCCCGAUGGAUCGGCAUUUAAUUUAGGGAACAUCCGAUCCCCUCGCUGUACAAAAAUAAUGGCAAGAUUUUGGAUAGCGCUGGACGCCUUGUUGGUUUCCUGGGACUAGAAGAGGCCUGUGUUGAUGCUUGAGAACAAAAACAACCCAAUACUACAAAAACACAUUUUCAACUCUUCCCAAAGCGUAAAUAACUAUAUGUCAAAAACACAUCCGAGCACUGAUAGAACAUACUGACAAAUACAUCACCGACAAGGGAAAGAAACUAUGGAGCACACCGGGAUCGAGGAGGUGAACCAGACGCACCAGCAGCAGCAUGAACCCAUCAGCUUCGGGAUCGACCAGAUCCUCAACAGCUCGGACCAGUCCAGCGGCUGCAUGCUGCCCAACCGGACCGGCGAUCCGGAUUACGCGUUGGCCUCCAACGUCUACAGCAACGGCUACAACAGCGUUUACAACCCAGCCUGCUCCAUGGCGGCGGCGGCGGGUCUGGCCGGCUCCUACAACGUCAACAUGAACAUGAACGUCAGUAUGAACAUGAACGUUAAUGUAAACUCGGGCGGCGCCGGUGGGGUGAUUCGGGUGCCCGCGCACAGACCCAUGCCGCCUCCGCCCGCCGCCGCCGCGCCGCACCCGCCUCCUUCUACGCAUCCGCCGAGCCUCGGACCCGGCAUCCCCUCGGUGCCCGGGAUGGGGAUGGGGAAUGCGGCAAACUUCACCUUCCCGUGGAUGGAGAGCAGUAGGAGGUUUGCCAAGGACAGAUUAACAGGGGAGCAGGCAGAGGAGAGCCGAGUCGGAGAGGCCACAGGGGGGCCGGGGCCUGCCGGGUCCCUCUGUCCUCUCCCCAAGGGAGACAUCAGCAGGGUCCCCGUCUGGAGCACUGUGGAGACAUUAGCCAAAUGCUAUUACCCAGAGCUUGCUCACCUGCGAGACAGCAAUGGCCUUCUAGCAGACUAUCCUUUCCCAAAGGGGGCUUGCCCAGCCGCCCUCUCUCCUUUCUCCGUGACCCGUCGUAUCGGCCACCCUUACCAGAACAGGACGCCGCCCAAGAGGAAAAAGCCCCGUACCUCCUUCAGCAGGGUGCAGAUCUGUGAGCUGGAGAAACGUUUCCACCGGCAGAAGUACCUGGCGUCUGCUGAGCGCGCCACCUUGGCCAAGGCCCUGAAGAUGACAGACGCACAAGUCAAGACCUGGUUUCAGAACAGGCGGACAAAAUGGCGGAGACAGACCGCAGAGGAGAGAGAGGCUGAGAGGCAGCAGGCCAACCGGCUGAUGCUGCAGCUUCAACAGGAAGCCUUCCAGAAGACGUUGAGCCAGCCUCUGCAGCCCGACCCACUCUGCUUGCACAACUCCUCCCUCUACGCCCUGCAGAACCUGCAGCCCUGGGCAGAAGACAAUAAGCUGACAGUCUAAAAGAGAGGAGCGCACUUUAUCCAUAAGUGCCAGGAAACAAAUGGACACCUCUGUACAUGCCCAACUAUCAAGACUGUCCCCCCUUUUGCCUCUGGAUCCCCCACGAGGCAGCAGAGACUCUCUGCCACUAAUGGCAAAAAAAGACCUGUUUUUCCCCUUUGACUUUGUACAAUGUAGUAAAUGCAUGUUUCAUCACCUUUUCUGUGUGCACUCGGAAGUACCACUGAUGUCAGCUGCCGUCGAGGUGGACUGCAGUAAUCAAGUGGUAGUGGAUUGGUGGAACUCCUGAUGACGAAUUCCUCAUUAUGUUCAGUUUAAAGGUGUUUUAUAUUAAAUGAUAUUGUGACUUUUUGAAAAGAUGACAAACCUCUCUGUUUUCCUUCCUUGGGUUUUUUCACUCACUGUAUGUUUGUUUGUCACCAUUAUGAAAAGCACGCAAUAAUACUUUAUGAUUUUAGCGAGCUAGUUAGCCACAUGGGAUUUGGCCAUGAUUACACAUUAAAGUUUCAAACCACCCAAAGGUAAGAUACCAUUGAACUGUAUCAGAAGGACAGCGCAAUACCUUUUUUUUAUCCAUAAAAACUGAUGACUACAGCUCCCAGGUGUGAAUCUGAAUGAGGGCGUUGCCGAAAAACAGCAAGCAGGCUCAGCAAAACCCUCCCUGGAUAAAUAAAGGUUUGAAAACCGAUGCCAGCUCAAAUUAGAACGAGAGUAUGGGAGAAAGUACAAGUUGUGCUGCUGCCAAGGAAACAUUUGAAAUGCAGCCAUCAGGUUUUCAUGUGUUUGCUUUAUUCCACUGAUUUUAGUUGAGCAAGAAAUCUGAAUACAAAUUGAAAUGAUGGUGUGUUUCAAGUUUGUGUCAUUUGUCCUGAUUGCCCCUCACCUUUCUGGAGUUUAAUUUGGCCAAAGUUCAUU